Messenger RNA from Saimiri boliviensis boliviensis (Bolivian squirrel monkey), 1209 nucleotides. RefSeq names its product family with sequence similarity 221 member B (gene FAM221B). The record is from RefSeq and is a predicted model, not a curated record. NCBI's taxonomy places the organism in Eukaryota, Metazoa, Chordata, Mammalia, Primates, Cebidae.
AUGGAAGCAGACGAGGUCACAGAAGAGCCUCAUACCACCAUGGAUGCAGAGGAGCACCCCUCUUCAAAGGGCCUGUCUGCUGAGGACUUACAGGAGAACCAUAUCUCUGAAGGCUUCUUGGAGCCUACCACCUCUGAGACCCCCUUAGAGCCCCAUAUCUCUGAAUCCCCUUUGGUGCCAACCCCUUCCCAGACCCCUUUAGGGGCCCAUUCCUCUGAAACCCAUCAGGAGCCUUCCACCUCGGAGACCCCUUCAGAGAUCCCUACAUAUGAGGCUUCAUUGGAUAGUCCCAUCUCAGUGGUGCCAAAGAAACACCUAACUCUUCCUCCCCAAUCAGUAGACUAUGUCUCUCUGCUUUCCUCUGAUACUUUGAAGGAAGACCUCUCCUCUGAGUCUUCUUCCAAUGAGGUCCCAUGGACAAGGAGGUCGACUCAUCUCUCUGAAUCUGAGAGCCUUCCAGAGCACUCCCUUUCAGGCCCUUCAGCCCAGGUCCAAAUGGACACAUCUGAAAAGCAGAAGGAAGAAGCAGGAGAGACUGAAAAGGGGGUAGAUGCCAGUGACAGCACUGCUCACACAGCCCAGCCUGGACACCAGCUGGGUUACACAGCCCACCCAGUGGUCCCUGCUAAGCAGGCAGAGCUGGUGGAAGUGGCUAAGGCAAUGCACAAAGAGAAGUUUGGUGCUCAAGUGAACAAUCUUUUCCAAUGGGAGAAGGAUGCAGCCCUGAAUGCCAUCCAGACAGGUCUCUACAUUGGCUGGCGCUGCCCCCAUUACCUAUGGGACUGUUUCCGGAUUGGGAGUGAGUCCAGAUGCUUUUGUGGACACUUGUUGAGAGAGCACCGGAUUAUCUCAGACAUAUCGGUGCCCUGCAAGGUGAGCCAGUGCCGCUGCCUCAUGUUCUGCUUUAUUCCGUCACGCCCAGAAGAGGUGGGUGAGUUCUGGCUCAAGAGACGGGCCACCUUUGACCCCAAGGCCUGGAGGGCCCAAUGUCGCUGCAAACAUAGCCACGAAGAACAUGCAGCCAGUGGGCCCCAUCCCUGCAGGCAUCAUGGCUGUUGCUGCAGCUGUUUUGAGUCUAAUUUCCUCUGUGCGGCCUGUGACCGGCGCUGGGAGGAACAUGAGACUUUCUUUGAGACUCAGAAGACCCGGCAACGAGGAGGGAGGCCUUACGGGACAGACACUGUCAGCAACUGGCACAGGCCUUUGUGA